This is a messenger RNA of Mesorhabditis belari, 741 nucleotides long. The record is from the annotation of a GenBank genome assembly. Lineage: Eukaryota; Metazoa; Nematoda; Chromadorea; Rhabditida; Rhabditidae.
AUGCCGAUAAAGGCAGUGAUUUUCGACUACGGUGGCGUACUGAUGACAUACCAGGGAGCGACCCGCUGCUUUAAAGAUUUAGCGCAACGACACGGCGUCGAUUGGGCAUUCGUGCAAGAGUGUCUGCUGAAGCAAGCCGUUUUGCAGCAUGUUAGCGACGAGACAGGCCUCGAUCUUUUUAGGGGGGAAUACACGUGCGAUGAAUUGGAGAAUAUCUACAUCCCAAGGCUUUCCGUUCAGAAAGGCUGCCCAAUGCAAUGCCCGGUGCCAUUCGUUAGCACAUGGAUGGGUGAUGAGAAGCAUCAACAAUAUGCCGAGGGAAUGAUCUCAGCUCUCCGGCAACUGCCCGCUCUUGGCUUUCUCACUGGUCUACUCACAAAUAAUUGCUAUUUAGAUAAAGAAAGAAAACUCCGACGGACGCCGAUUGACGAAUCGCUGUUUGACGUAGUUGUCGAGUCGGCUGUUGAAGGCACGCGGAAACCAGAGGAGCGAAUUUUCGAGAUCUGCUUGCAACGCUUCGAGGCGCUCGGCGUUCUCCCAUCGGAUUGCCUCUUUUUAGAUGAUCAACCGGAAAAUCUUGAGGCUGCGAAGAAAAUUGGAUGGCAAACGAUGCUGGUGAAUCCCGUUGACCCGAACAGUUGUGUGGUGGAGUUGGAGAUGUUGUUGGGGGUGCGCUUCGACGAUUCAUCCAGUUCCCGCUCCUCGUGCUCACAAGAAAGCGAUGAAUCAACGCUUUUAACA